AUGAUCGUGUCCGCCGCCGUGGGGGCGGCGGUCGUUCUGUCGUCCUGUGCUGAAGCGGCAUCGUCCAAGCGGCUGCUGGUGCAUCUUCAUGAUAGUGGAUUGCGUGCGCUAUACGAAGAUCUCACGGAUCGGACUCGUGAUGGCGUUCACGCGUACUUGCAAGGACGGUUUGCCAGUGCCCAAGCGUCGUUUGUCGACCAGCUGAGCGCUGCCGCGACCAUCGCCAACGUGUCCAUGCCACAGCUCAUCCCGUUAUGGAUUCAAAACACGGUUGUCCUGGAUAACGUGCACGAGGACCUCGAACUGUGUCUCAGUCAACUCGAUGGAGUUGCCAACGUUGUCGAGGAUGGUAUCGUACACCUUCCCUCGUCGUCCUUCCACCAUCUCGACAAGCACGAAGGCGAGUUUGAAGCGUCAUCCGUGCAGGACAACGUCAAGGACCUCCACGCCGACGAGGCAUGGGGCAAAGGGUGGUCUGGCGCUGGCAUCGUCAUUGCCAGUAUCGACUCGGGGGUGCGUUACUCGCACAGUGCCUUGCGUGCUUCGUACCGAGGCACGCACGGGGUGGAUGGAUCCGUCAAUCACGACUACGCGUUCUGGAUUCCGUCGUCCCAGAAUGCAACUCUCGUGCCGGACAACGCCGACGAGGUGGGGCAUGGCACUCACACGAUGGGCACCGCCGUGGGCAGCAGCGGCAUUGGGAUCGCUCCAAACGCCACGUGGAUCGCCGCGCGUCCGUUCAACUGGGACGGAAGUGCGGCCCAAAGCGACAUCUUGCUUGCUGGGCAAUGGGUCAUGUGCCCGACCAAGUGGCAAGGCACAACUCCCAACUGCACACUCGGCGCCGACAUUGUGUCCAACUCGUUUGGCGCCGACAGCUCCGUGCAUUGGAUGGAUCACGUUGUCCGAGCCUGGCGCCGCGCCAACAUGCUUCCCGUGUUUGCCAGCGGCAACGUAAACGGAUUCCAGUGCGGGUCGGUCAUGUGCCCUGGUUGUCUCCGCGAUGCGGUCGCUGUCGGCGCUUUAGUUGGCAGCAAGACGUUGUGGGGAGGCAGUGGAAAAGGUCCAAGUCCCGCAGGCGGCGCGAUCAAGCCCGAUUUUGUCGCCCCUGGCGUCGCGAUCCGAUCCGCGUCGAGCCUGGGCGACGCCAAGUACAUGCGGCUCACGGGCACGUCGAUGGCAACGCCGCAUGUGUCGGGGGCCGCCGCCAUCGUUUGGCAAGCGUGCAGAGCAGCAGCGAGCGACAACAGCGGCGCGACGAAGUGCAGUGUGGACGUUGUUGCGGCCCGCCUUGAACGCACAGCAACCACACAAUCGCUGCACAAACCGGUUUUGGUGCCGGCGACAUGCGGCGGCACACCGUACAACACGUUUCCCAACAACAUUUAUGGCUUUGGCCUCCCGAACACGGUCAAAGCAGCCGCUGCACCGUCCAGCACGGCAAAUGCUGCGGAGGAAAACGUCGCGGUCAUGUUGGCGAGUGCGUAA
Molecule: messenger RNA, 1488 nt
Organism: Aphanomyces invadans
Lineage: Eukaryota; Oomycota; Saprolegniomycetes; Saprolegniales; Verrucalvaceae
Exons: 7
Coding region: 1-1488 (495 amino acids)
Biological process (GO): proteolysis
Molecular function (GO): serine-type endopeptidase activity
Source: RefSeq, a predicted model, not a curated record